AGGAGGCUGUGGCCCGGUUCGCGCGGCCCGGCCCCGGAUCGAACGAUUUGGGGAAAAAAGGUGUUGUGUUUCACAAAAGAGGCAAACACUAAAGCCGUUGCUGCGCUCCCCGCGGCGAUCGAACCCCGGGCCGCGGCACUCGCCGACGUUGAGGAGGUUUCCGGCGCUGGUUCCGGCGCCCUGUCGUCGGCGCCAUGAGGAAGAAGCUGGACACGCGCUUCCCCGCUCCUCGGAUUAAGAAGAUCAUGCAAGCAGAUGAAGAUGUGGGCAAGAUUGCUUUAGCUGUACCUGUUCUAGUGUCCAAAGCAUUGGAGCUAUUUCUGCAAGAUUUAUGUGAUAGGACAUAUGAUAUUACAAUUCGAAAGGGGGUCAAGACUGUGGGUUCUUCCCAUUUGAAACAGUGCAUACAAACGUACAACGUCUAUGACUUCUUGACUGAAGUAGUCAGUAAAGUUCCAGACAUUGGUCCUUCUGAUGUUAUUGCUGAUGAUAAGCUUGGCAAAAGGAGGAAAGCUGAAGAAGAUGGAAGUGAGGAGGAAUUAAAGAGGACAAGAAAUGAGACAGAAAGCUAUACAAGCAAUGGCAGAGGCCGUGGGAGGGGCCGUGGGAGAGGCCGCCGUGGACGUGGAGCUUGGCGGGAGGUUGUCACAACUCAUGAACAAUUUGCAGAGAACCAAUCUAGCAAGCUAGCCAGCCUAAAGGUGGAGGUAGCAGAUGAGGUCUCGAAUGCAACUGAAGCAAAAGAGGCUACUACACCAGUGAGCAAUGCCAGGGCUUCCAUAAGGAACAUUGACUUGAAUUUGGAUCCAACUGAUGACGAGGAUGAUGUUACAGUGCCACCCCAAGCCCAGCUGUCAGCUCCAGCAACUAGCUCCGCCGCAGCCACUGCAGGACCUGGACCAUCUGCUGCAGGACCUGGACCAUCUGUUCCACGGUCAAAGGAAGGAGCAAAACUCAAGGAUUUUCUUGGCGCUUGGGGACUGCCUGACAUGAGCAAUAUGGAGAUGGACCCUGUCCAGUUUGCUUUGUCAACAAACCAUAGAGUGGAGGAGGAUGAGGAUUAUGACAAUGAAGACUAAGCUCCGCCUUUAUAGCUUCAGAGUUGGUAAGUAGGAAUAGCAGGACAACUGUAGGUUCAACUUAACUCUGUAGCAGUUCUCAUGUAUCAUUGUAUCAUAGCCGCCCGAAGCUGCUGAUGUAGCUUACAAUGUUCCAGAGGUUAAGGUCGUUCGACUAGUUGACUGUAAUGUUCUAAAGUUAGAUUCCUGUGAACAGCUAGUGCUUCUGCAGAUAGUACCAGUUGUACAUUCCAGUUGCUUUCCAGUUUAAUGUUAAUUAGGCUUUUGCUU
Molecule: messenger RNA, 1349 nt
Organism: Sorghum bicolor (sorghum)
Lineage: Eukaryota; Viridiplantae; Streptophyta; Magnoliopsida; Poales; Poaceae
Product: dr1-associated corepressor homolog
Exons: 7
Coding region: 195-1079 (294 amino acids)
Biological process (GO): regulation of DNA-templated transcription
Cellular component (GO): nucleus
Molecular function (GO): protein heterodimerization activity
Source: RefSeq, a predicted model, not a curated record